Gekko japonicus is the source of this 2751-nucleotide messenger RNA. It is a transcript of the gene GRM1, whose product is annotated as glutamate receptor, metabotropic 1. Gene Ontology annotation, molecular function: G protein-coupled receptor activity involved in regulation of postsynaptic membrane potential; adenylate cyclase inhibiting G protein-coupled glutamate receptor activity. The record is from RefSeq and is a predicted model, not a curated record. NCBI's taxonomy places the organism in Eukaryota, Metazoa, Chordata, Lepidosauria, Squamata, Gekkonidae. The coding region runs from base 1 to 2751 and encodes 916 amino acids. The transcript has 9 exons. Gene Ontology annotation, biological process: regulation of synaptic transmission, glutamatergic; G protein-coupled glutamate receptor signaling pathway. Gene Ontology annotation, cellular component: postsynaptic density membrane.
AUGAUUGGGAUACUGCUCGUCUUCUUCCCUGCUAUUCUCCUGGAAAUGGACUUCCUCCCCAAGAAUGCUGGCAGGAAGGUUUUGAUCUCAGGUGCUUCUUCCCAAAGAUCGGUAGCUAGAAUGGAAGGUGAUGUCAUUAUAGGAGCUCUCUUCUCUGUCCAUCACCAGCCUCCAGCUGAGAAAGUCCCGGAGAGGAAAUGUGGUGAGAUCCGAGAGCAAUAUGGUAUCCAGAGAGUAGAGGCCAUGUUUCACACUCUGGAUAAAAUUAAUUCUGACCCAGUCCUGCUGCCCAACAUCACUUUAGGAAGUGAAAUCCGAGAUUCCUGUUGGCACUCCUCAGUGGCCUUGGAGCAGAGCAUUGAAUUCAUAAGGGACUCCUUGAUCUCCAUCCGAGAUGAGAAAGAUGCUCUUGGCCGCUGUGUGCCCGACACUACAUUCCACCACCACAUCAACGCCAAAAAACCCAUUGCUGGUGUUAUUGGCCCAGGCUCUAGUUCUGUGGCCAUCCAAGUACAAAAUCUCCUCCAGCUCUUUGACAUCCCCCAAAUUGCUUAUUCUGCAACAAGUAUUGACCUAAGUGACAAAACGUUGUACAAAUACUUCUUAAGGGUGGUCCCAUCUGACAUUCUGCAAGCCAGAGCCAUGCUUGACAUAGUCAAACGCUACAACUGGACGUACGUGUCUGCAGUACACACAGAAGGAAAUUAUGGCGAGAGCGGCAUGGAAGCCUUCAAAGAGCUGGCUGCCCAAGAAGGUCUUUGCAUUGCUCAUUCGGACAAGAUCUACAGCAAUGCGGGAGAAAAGAGCUUUGACCGAUUGUUGCAGAAGCUCCGGGACAGGUUGCCGAAGGCCCGAGUUGUGGUCUGCUUCUGUGAAGGAAUGACUGUCAGGGGGAUUCUCAUAGCUAUGAGGCGACUGAAGGUGCUGGGGGAACUUCUCCUGAUUGGGAGUGACGGAUGGGCAGAUAGAGAUGAAGUGAUUGAAGGGUACGAGGCUGAAGCAAACGGAGGCAUCACAAUCAAGCUGCAGUCUCCAGAAGUCUUGUCCUUUGAUGAUUAUUUUUUGAAACUGCAUUUGGAGGAGAACACAAGAAAUCCCUGGUUCCCAGAAUUUUGGCAGCACAGAUUCCAGUGUCGCCUGCCGGGACAUCCGCUGGAGAACCCCAACUUUCAGAAGAACUGCACUGGGAAUGAAAGUUUAGAAGAAAACUAUGUCCAGGACAGUAAAAUGGGAUUUGUUAUCAAUGCCAUAUACGCUAUGGCCCAUGGCCUACAAAGCAUGCAUCAUGCCCUUUGUCCAGGACAUGUUGGACUAUGUGAUGCCAUGAAGCCCAUUGAUGGUAGCAAGCUCUUGGAUUUUCUCCUAAAUUCUUCAUUCAUUGGAGUUUCAGGAGAAGAAGUACGGAUUGAUGGAAAUGGAGAUGCCCCUGGAAGGUACGACAUCAUGAACCUGCAGCACAUAGGGUAUCAGCAUUAUGACUAUGUUUAUAUUGGCACCUGGCACGAAGGGGUAUUGAAUAUUGAUGAUAAUCGGAUUCAGAUGAACAAAAGUGGAAUGGUCCGAUCAGUGUGCAGUGACCCCUGUUUGAAAGGUCAGAUUAAGGUUAUAAGGAAGGGGGAAGUGAGUUGCUGCUGGAUUUGCACGGCUUGCAAGGAGAACGAAUUUGUUCAGGACGAGUUCACAUGUAAGGCUUGUGAACUGGGAUGGUGGCCUAAUGUUGACCUGACAGGCUGUGAACCAAUUCCUGUAAAAUAUCUUCAGUGGAGUGAUAUAGAGUCUAUUGUGGCUGUGGUCUUCUCCUGCCUGGGCAUCCUGGUCACCAUGUUUGUUACACUGAUCUUUGCACUCUACAGGGACACCCCUGUUGUCAAAUCAUCAAGCCGGGAGCUCUGCUACAUUAUCCUUGCUGGGAUAUUCCUUGGCUAUAUCUGCCCCUUUACCCUUAUAGCUAAACCCACUGUCACUUCAUGCUACCUCCAACGCCUCCUUGUGGGGCUUUCCUCUGCCAUGUGUUACUCUGCCCUUGUAACCAAAACCAACCGCAUUGCACGCAUUCUGGCAGGGAGCAAGAAAAAAAUCUGUACCCGUAAACCACGUUUCAUGAGUGCUUGGGCUCAAGUGGUCAUUGCCUCCAUUUUGAUCAGUGUACAGCUAACAUUGGUAAUUACCCUGAUCAUCAUGGAACCUCCUAUGCCAAUCCUUUCCUACCCUAGCAUCAAGGAAGUCUUCCUGAUCUGCAACACCAGCAACUUAGGUGUGGUCGCUCCGGUGGGCUACAAUGGACUGCUUAUCAUGAGUUGCACUUACUAUGCCUUCAAAACUCGCAACGUACCCGCAAAUUUCAAUGAAGCCAAGUACAUUGCCUUCACUAUGUACACUACUUGUAUUAUCUGGCUGGCCUUUGUGCCUAUUUACUUUGGGAGCAACUACGAGAUCAUAACUACUUGCUUUGCGGUGAGCCUGAGUGUGACAGUAGCCUUGGGGUGCAUGUUCACUCCCAAGAUGUACAUCAUCAUUGCCAAACCUGAAAGGAAUGUCCGUAGUGCCUUCACCACUUCUGAUGUGGUGCGUAUGCAUGUCGGGGAUGGCAAGACACCUUGUAGGUCGAACACUUUCCUCAGCAUAUUCCGGAGGAAGAAGCCAGGCACUGGAAACCCAAAUUCUAGGAUCUUAUCCCCAGUGCAGAGAGAGAAGAGGCAGCCAGAAUUCUCGCCCACCAGCCAGUGUCCGUCGGCACAUGUGCAGCUUUGA